AUGAACACUUGCCCAGGCUGUGCUAAAAACUUCGAGCAUACUGGAUAUGCUCAUCACCUAGCCCAGACCAUAAAUCCAUCAUGCGCCGCUCAACUACAACUUUCUGGUCUUUUUCCAGAGUCGAGCGAUAACGAUUCUGAUGGUCUUGCAGAGGAUGGAGAUACUGACAGUCUCAAUGGAGGAGAUGCAGAAUUUACAGGAGACUACUUUGGCUACUACGAUGAACAAGAUCUGGAAUGGCCAGACGAUAACCACGAUGAGCUCCCCUUGGAAUCUGAUGGAGAGGAUGAAGAGUAUCAUGACACAGCGCUUGAGCAUGGGUGGGAACGCCCUGCAGAUCCUGUCCAGCAGGAUAUCAAUGGUGGGGAUGAUUUUGAAAACUUGGACAACUCGGACACACUGUCACAAUCACUCCCAGCCAAACGACAAGAAGCAGAGGUGCCCCUUGGUCACCAGCCCAUUGUUGAGAAAUUUCCAAGGCGCCAUGCAGGUGCUCCAGUCCACCACUCCCGCACUACAGCUUUCGAGUCUUAUAAGAAUGUACUGCAAGGUGCAGAAAACAUUUGGGCCCCCUUCGUGUCUCGCACAGAUUACGAGGUCGCAAAGUGGGCAAAACUUCGUAGUUCUGGCUCAACUGCUUUUCCGAGCUGCUCGCAAUCGAUGCUUUGUGAAGCCUUGGGUCUUUCAUACCAGAACUCCCGUGAACUCAAUCAAAUUAUCGACCGACAGUUACCAUGUCAACGACCGCGUUUCAAACACGAAGAAAUUAUUGUUGCAGACGAGGCAUUUGAUGUUUACUCGCGCUGUCUUGUUACUUAA
Suillus fuscotomentosus is the source of this 819-nucleotide messenger RNA. RefSeq lists its product as uncharacterized. The record is from RefSeq and is a predicted model, not a curated record. The transcript has 2 exons. The coding region runs from base 1 to 819 and encodes 272 amino acids. NCBI's taxonomy places the organism in Eukaryota, Fungi, Basidiomycota, Agaricomycetes, Boletales, Suillaceae.